Molecule: messenger RNA, 231 nt
Organism: Colletotrichum godetiae
Lineage: Eukaryota; Fungi; Ascomycota; Sordariomycetes; Glomerellales; Glomerellaceae
Exons: 2
Coding region: 1-231 (76 amino acids)
Source: RefSeq, a predicted model, not a curated record
AUGUCGCCCACAUACACCAUGUCCGCACACUUGUGCAAGUCCAUCUACGCCUCGUGGCGCGAAACCCGCCGUUCGCCUUCCGAUCUGCCCUCCCCCGGCGUCCAGGCCCCCAGCAUGACCUCCUACUUCCCUCGCAGCCCUUCUCCUGAGAAGCGCUCCAUGGAUAGCGACCGCAGCGAGACCUCCACGGCACCUCUAUGCAUCUCCAACACCCCGAGCCUGAAGUUUUGA